UAGAAUAACAAUUUUUUUCGUUGCCAAUAUAUACUAUGUGUUUUCACUGAAUAAGAACAAAAUUUUUAAAAAUUGUCUUAGAAUGGAUUUCAAUACCGAUUGGGCAUUUAGAAAACAUAGAAUGCAUUACGAGACCGCAUACCAUUGGCACGUAAGGCACAUUUUUAUGAACAAAUGGAAGAGGUAUUACCCUGAAAGAAAGUUGGUGUACUUAUCUUGGGUGUUGGCGAACAUCAAGUUUAGAGGAUGUAGAUAUCCAAAGGAAAUAAUGCAAGAAAUAAUAUUACUUACUAAAGAUGAUCCGACCAUGGCAAUACAAUUCUCAAGAGAUGCGAAACAAUUCAGCAACCAAUCACCAGUCGAAUGUAAGGAGUCACUACCUUUGGACAGCAAUUAUGGAAUCCGCAAAGAGUUCCCAUUGCCAUCCAGCAAUUGUGGAAAUCUUGAAAGAAAUAAAAAUAUCUUGGCAAGCCAGGUAUCCAAUAGGAAUAUCAUAACAAUGAUGAACUAUAGCCAACAACAGAAAAAGAUAUUAUAUCAUAAUAAACGUCGUCGUCGAGAGGAAGUUUUGUUGCGGCUACUACAGGCCAGUAGUGGUGCAGCUCGGCAUGUAUACCAAACGCCACUGAAUAGAAGUAGAACCGAAGAAUCAAGAAUAUUUGGUGUUAAUAAACAAGAGAUCUAUGAUGAGUCAAAGACCAUGUCUAAAAAUGUAAUGGCUAUUGUAGCUGAAAACUACCCUGCGCAUCAUUUGGGAGAGGAAGAUUAUGCUCUCAUCCAGGAAGUGAUAUGGAAGAAGUUAGAGUUAAAUUGUGAUCCUCUCCCAAAGUUCAAUAUGAUGAGAAUAGUGUCAGGAGCCAUUCAUGUUAACUGUGACGGAAAAGCAUCAGCAGACUGGCUAUAUAUCCUUAAUGGGAGUAUUAUUAAUGGUAUCAAGUUAAAUGUGCUGAAUAUUAAGGAUCUUCCAAGGCCCAUUAAAAUGGCUUGGAAAUCCCGAAAUAUUGGCUGUCUAAAACCCGAGAGAGUGCUAACAAUGCUUCAGCGCUUCCAUCCAGACUUAGUAACCGCCUCUUGGGAUAUAGUGGCGACACAGGUUGACAGUUAUUCAGUUAGACGCGUUGUCUUCGUUGACUGGAUGUCUGCCCAAUACAUAAAGAAGAAAGGAUUCAAAUUAUACACAGGAGUAGACCUUAGUAUUUUCAAAGUUCUUGAUUACCCUGAAAAUAUAUUAGGCAAGUUUGAAACCCCAGACUGUGAAAUUACAAAAGAGAUCUGGCCAACAAGAGGGGUGGAAAGGGAACACGAAAUGAAAACUGUUUUUACUCCAAAAUCCUCAACUGCUACUUACUGAGCAGUGUAGAAUUCGGAAGAUGCACCUAACGUCAGUACUUGGAGACGCCCUUCAGAAAAAAAGUUCUGGUGUAGCGGAUAGCAGAACUUUACUUUACUACGAAAUAAAGAGUCGUGGUUCCUGGACAUGGUUAGUGGCGCUGUUCAUAGUAAAAAGCGCGCGUUCAGGAAACCAAUGAAGUAUAAAUGGAUGAAAAUUAAACUAGGUCAGUUAGCUUAUUGUGGCCAAUUCUCCUGAUCACCACAGCGCUCUCCAACGUGAACUUCCAAAUAGAGAGAAAGUUCCUAUUACUUGGAGCAGAUCAGGCUCUCUUUUCUCUUAGACGUU
This is a messenger RNA of Achroia grisella, 1678 nucleotides long. RefSeq lists its product as uncharacterized. The transcript has 2 exons. The record is from RefSeq and is a predicted model, not a curated record. NCBI's taxonomy places the organism in Eukaryota, Metazoa, Arthropoda, Insecta, Lepidoptera, Pyralidae. Bases 83 to 1351 code for a protein of 422 amino acids.